Molecule: messenger RNA, 3372 nt
Organism: Trichoderma harzianum CBS 226.95
Lineage: Eukaryota; Fungi; Ascomycota; Sordariomycetes; Hypocreales; Hypocreaceae
Exons: 4
Coding region: 1-3372 (1123 amino acids)
Biological process (GO): nucleosome organization; regulation of transcription by RNA polymerase II
Cellular component (GO): chromatin; nucleus
Molecular function (GO): ATP hydrolysis activity; ATP-dependent chromatin remodeler activity; ATP binding
Source: RefSeq, a predicted model, not a curated record
AUGGCUCCGCGACCUCGAGCCAACGGCGUGGAUACGGACGCGUCCAUGUCUGAUGCUCCGGAGCAUCCUCAUGCUGAGGAAAUGGAGGUUGAUGAGACUCCCGACUAUACCGAUUCCGACACCAACCCCAACACCACAGCUAGCAGCGUAGCUGGUGAGCCCCUCACAGAUGGUAGGAAGCGACGUAGCGAGGCGAAUCAAUUGCGUCGGAGCAUCUUCGGAAAGAAGCAUGACCGCCUUGGAGAAUCAAAGGAAGAUGAUACCAUUCGAAGAUUUCGAUACUUGCUCGGCCUUACCGAUCUCUUCCGGCACUUUAUCGAGACGAACCCCGACCCUAAAAUCCGUGACAUUAUGGCCGAGAUCGAUCAUCAGAAUGCCGAAGCUGCUCGAGGCAAGAAGGGCGCUGGAAGAAAAGGUGGCGCCACGAGUGAUCGACGGCGACGAACGGAGGCCGAGGAAGACGCGGAACUCUUGAGCGACGAGAAGCAUGGUGGAUCCGCAGAUACAGUCUUCAGAGAGUCACCCUCGUUUAUCCAGGGUACCAUGAGGGAUUACCAGGUUGCAGGCCUCAACUGGCUCAUUUCGCUGCAUGAAAACGGCAUUUCAGGCAUUUUGGCCGAUGAAAUGGGCUUGGGUAAAACUCUGCAGACCAUCUCCUUUCUGGGCUAUCUCCGCCACAUCAUGGGUAUUACUGGUCCCCACCUUGUGACGGUGCCCAAGUCGACGCUCGACAACUGGAAGCGAGAGUUUGCAAAGUGGACCCCCGAAGUCAAUGUGCUGGUGCUUCAAGGUGCAAAGGAUGAGCGUCACGAACUCAUCAACGAGCGUCUUGUUGACGAGAAGUUUGACGUUUGCAUUACGAGCUACGAAAUGGUCCUGAGAGAAAAGGCACAUCUCAAGAAAUUUGCUUGGGAGUAUAUCAUCAUUGACGAGGCACAUCGCAUCAAGAACGAAGAGUCAUCUCUCUCGCAGGUCAUCCGACUCUUCAACUCCCGUAACCGACUGCUCAUUACCGGCACCCCGCUGCAAAACAACUUGCACGAGCUCUGGGCUCUCCUCAACUUCCUCCUGCCCGACGUCUUUGGCGAUGCUGAUGCGUUCGACCAAUGGUUUUCAGGACAAGACCAGGAUCAAGACAAGGUGGUGCAACAGCUGCAUCGAGUUUUGCGUCCGUUCUUGCUCCGACGUGUCAAGAGUGAUGUUGAAAAGAGUCUUUUGCCGAAGAAAGAGGUCAACGUGUACCUGGGCAUGUCCGAGAUGCAGGUCAAAUGGUACCAGAAGAUUUUGGAAAAAGAUAUCGAUGCCGUCAACGGUGCUGGAGGCAAGCGGGAGUCCAAAACUAGGCUUUUGAACAUUGUUAUGCAGCUGCGAAAGUGCUGCAACCAUCCCUAUCUCUUCGAAGGUGCUGAGCCGGGUCCUCCCUACACAACUGACGAGCAUCUGAUCUACAACGCUGGCAAGAUGAAGGUCCUGGACAAGUUGCUAGGACGACUUCAGAAGCAGGGGAGCAGAGUCUUGAUCUUUUCACAAAUGAGUCGACUGCUCGAUAUUUUGGAGGAUUAUUGCGUCUUUAGGCAGUAUAAGUAUUGCCGUAUUGACGGUGGUACUGCUCACGAGGACCGAAUUGCAGCCAUCGACGAUUACAACAAGCCUGGAUCAGAAAAGUUUGUCUUUUUGCUCACGACGAGAGCUGGUGGCCUGGGCAUCAACUUGACCACGGCCGACAUUGUCAUUCUCUACGAUAGUGAUUGGAACCCGCAGGCCGAUCUGCAGGCCAUGGACCGCGCACAUCGUAUCGGACAGACUAAGCAAGUCGUAGUGUACAGAUUCGUCACUGAUAAUGCGAUUGAAGAAAAGGUCCUUGAGCGAGCGGCCCAGAAACUGCGACUCGACCAAGUCGUCAUUCAGCAGGGCCGUGCCCAGGUUGCGGCCAAGGCCGCUGCAAACAAGGAUGAACUCCUGUCCAUGAUUCAACAUGGUGCCGAGAAAGUAUUCCAGUCAAAAAGCUCUACGGACGAAGCAGCAAACAAAGACAAGGAACUGGACGAUGAGGAUAUCGAUGAAAUCUUGACUCGGGGCGAGUCCCGUACCAAGGAGCUGAAUGCCAGGUACGAAAAGCUUGGUAUCGAGGAUCUUCAGAAAUUCACUUCCGAAUCUGCUUACGAGUGGAAUGGAGAAAACUUUGCAGCUACAAAGAAGAACAUCGGCAUGAACUGGAUUAAUCCAUCGAAGCGAGAACGCAGGGAACAGAGCUACUCGAUGGACAAAUACUUUAGACAGGCCAUGUACCCUAACCCCAAGACUGAUGCCAAGCCAAAGGCUCCCCGUGCGCCGAAGCAGGUACCAGUUCACGAUUACCAGUUCUACCCUCCCCGACUGCAGGAUCUGCAGGACAGAGAGACUGCCUUCUAUCGGAAGGAGAUUGGAUACAAGGUUCCAUUGCCUGAUGGAGACGAUGAUAACUUGUCCGAGCGCGAGGCUGAGAGAGCACUCGAGCAGCAGGAGAUUGACACUGCUACACCUCUCACAGAGGAAGAGCGAGCUGAAAAGGAGGAGCUUUCUAAUCAAGGUUUUGGCCACUGGAACCGUCGUGAUUUCCAGCAGUUUAUCAACGGAUCGGGGAAAUAUGGCCGCAACGAUUACCAGGGCAUUUCCAAUGAGAUUGAUAGCAAGACGACGGCGGAAAUCCGGGCUUAUGCCAAGGUGUUCUGGCAGCGAUACACGGAAAUUUCCGACUAUCCCAAGUACAUCAAAGUUAUCGAAGAUGGUGAGGAGCGCACCAGGCGCAUCGACCAUCAAGGCAAGCUCCUUCGGAAGAAGAUGCAGCAGUAUCGCGUUCCUCUCCAGCAACUGAAGAUCAAUUACUCAGUCUCAACCACUAACAAGAAGGUCUACACCGAAGAAGAGGAUCGGUUCCUGUUGGUUCUUCUCGACCGCUAUGGCAUCGACUCCGAGGGCCUCUAUGAAAAGAUGCGAGACGAGAUCCGUGACUCUCCUCUUUUCCGCUUCGAUUGGUUUUUCCUGAGCCGCACGCCUAUUGAGCUGUCGCGACGAUGCAACACACUGCUCACAACUAUCGUGAAGGAGUUUGAGGACGGCCCUGGAACCGGAAAGAAUGGGGUCAAUGGCAAGUCCAAGCGCGAUCUGGACGAGGAGAAUGAUGAGGAUAGCAUCCUGAGCAUGGCACCGGCAAAGAAGAAGUCUAAGAAUGGCGUCAAGAAUAAGGCUCUUGACAACGUCAAGUCAAAGUCCAGCAAAGCCAGCUCAGCUUCCCCUUCAAGAGCCUCCAGCGUCGCUUCCAACGCUAACUCCGUUGCCGGUGGCUCUUCCAAGGGCAAGAAGACCAAGACCGCGGGUCGAAAGAAGAAAUGA